Messenger RNA from Actinia tenebrosa (Australian red waratah sea anemone), 1332 nucleotides. RefSeq lists its product as uncharacterized. The record is from RefSeq and is a predicted model, not a curated record. Lineage: Eukaryota; Metazoa; Cnidaria; Anthozoa; Actiniaria; Actiniidae.
GGCCUUUAUUUGGAACUCUUCUCAAGACCAUAAUUGAAGGGUUUUAAUCUUUCAAUUAACAUAAGCACUAAAAAAAAAAAAAAAGAUUAAUCGAACUCUCUGAGUCGAGUCUAAGGAAUUUGAAAAACUUCAAAGUAUGGCGGAAGGAACACAGUUAUAUAAACCAUUAGAGUGCUGGAGCUGCUCUUUAUUGAAGAUAUCAGGGUAUUGUAUCAGCCUUUUCGUCAACACAUUGUCGAGGCAAAACGGCUUUAUCAUGAGUAUUUAACCUGGUUAUCGCCUACGCGUGUGGGUUUAUUGAAUUAAUAUGGUGUUAAUAGCAGGCUAUCACGCUUUAUGACCUUUUCCUAAAUAUUAAUUCAAACGUGUCAGUGCACAAACACGGUAUACUUUCUUUGUUAUGUCUCGAUACUUGUCAUGUUUAUGUAUGAAUAUUUCCUUCAUUGCUCUCGCAUGUCAGGAUUUUAUAUGUUUUCUAUACGAAUUAAGGUUUGCCACAAGUAUCCCGCCCUCAGAUUAAUCGCUUUUAUACUAAAGCGAUUACCCAUGACACUCGCCAUGCCGAGACGCUUUAGUCUCUUGGAUAAGUAACUGCAUGUUAUAGGAAAGAUAACAUAAUAUUUACGUUAUAAUAUUUAGUUUUCUAAGCAAUAAAAUGAACUGCAAUAUCGAACAACAGCUCGAGUUAUCUUCCUAAAAUAAUAAAAAUCAAUAGUUUGGUGGUAUUCUUUAUUUAUAUACGCGUAUACCCCCUGCUCAAUACAUACCUACGUAAUCUUUCAAUAAUUUGUACACCCUGCUUGAUAGUAGGUACGCAAUGAACUUAGGGACAGGGGAAAGUCCCUUUAUUAAUAUAGCUUCCAUUUUAUUGCAUAAAGAAAGUAGGGUUCAGUUUUAGGCAUUGUUUGCCGUAAAGAGGGUUUUAAUUCAUUUAAAACAUACUUUAAAAAAAAAAAAGAUUAGUCGAAUCUUAAGAUAAGACAUUUGAAAAGCUCUACAAUUUCUAAAGAUGCAGAAUAAUAGAGCGAAACGAGCUAUUCAAGCUUCGCUGGGAAAGCCAUUUGAAUGUUUCUGCUCUUUGUUAAAGCCUAGCGUUUUAGUAAUUGAUGGUUACGAGAUUGUUGUUUGCGAAUGUCCCAAUAACAUUUCUGGCUGUAAUUGGAAAGGGAAAUUGAAUCAUUAUUUAUUGGAUCACAGAAAAAGAUGUAAUUUUCAAGUGGUACAAUGUUAUUGCGGAAAUCAAAUGUAUAAAGGGUACAUUGCGCAUCAUCUUAGUUCGGAAUGCAAGCACAGAUUGGUCGAUUAUAAGCUGACUUAUGAAUUAGAUGAUAU